CACGAUCCUCCUCUAUUUAUCUCCACGAUCCAUUGAAUCUUCAAUCGGCAUCAAUUGCCUCCGAGAAGCAUCUUGUCCGGCCAGAGAACCCCUCUGUUCUCCCAGCCCCUUGCAAGAUGGCCUCUCUCCGGCCCUUGACCGCGUCCCUGCGCUGGGCCGCCGCCAGGUCCGCCCCCGCUGCUACUCGAUACAGCUCCUCCAGCUCGACCUCGGCCAUCGCCUACAAGGCCCUCCGCCGUCGCUCUGCGCCUCUUCCCGUGAGCGACCUGCCUCCUGCGUGGUCUGCCCAGGCCGCCGUCUCCAACAUCCUCUAUGAGACCCCGACCCCGUCCAUGGCCCCUCCCAAGCGCCACAUCCUCAACUGUCUUGUCCAGAACGAGCCCGGUGUCCUGUCCCGCGUCUCGGGCAUUCUCGCCGCUCGUGGCUUCAACAUCGACUCCCUCGUCGUCUGCAACACCGAGGUCGAGGAUCUCUCCCGCAUGACCAUUGUCCUGACUGGUCAGGACGGUGUCGUUGAGCAGGCCCGGAGGCAGCUCGAGGAUCUUGUCCCCGUCUGGGCCGUCCUCGACUACACCAACGCCGCCCUGGUCCAGCGUGAGCUUCUGCUUGCCAAGGUCAACAUCCUUGGCCCCGAGUACUUCGAGGAGCUCUUGGCUCACCACCGCGAAAUCACUGCUGGCGAGACCGAGGUUGACUGGGCCCAUGAGGCCAUUGAGCAGAGCCUCUCCAACGUCGCCAAGGACUUCCACCCCAGCAAGCUUGCCGUCAGCCAGGCUCUUCGACACAAGCACGAGCAUCUCAAGUCCAUCACCUACUUCGCCCACCAGUUCGGUGGCAAAGUCCUGGAUAUCAGCACUAACAGCUGCAUUGUCGAGAUCUCUGCCAAGCAGUCCCGUGUAGACUCCUUCCUAAAGCUCAUUACUCCCUUUGGCAUCCUCGAAUCGGCUCGUACCGGUCUGAUGGCCCUGCCCCGAACCCCCUUGGCCGAGAAUGACGACGAGUCCAUCGUCAAGGAGGCGGAUGAGGUUGUCGACGCUAGCCAGCUCCCCCCUGGUUAAGUCACGAUAUCUUGGAUGGCCCUCUGGCCCCAUGGAGUACGGCGAGAGAUGGAUGUGUUUAGUUGAUUUAAUUCCAAAGACUAUUUUUGUUCGUACGCCAGUGCUCCUCCUG
Ilyonectria robusta is the source of this 1170-nucleotide messenger RNA. RefSeq names its product small subunit of acetolactate synthase-domain-containing protein. Gene Ontology annotation, biological process: branched-chain amino acid biosynthetic process. Gene Ontology annotation, molecular function: acetolactate synthase regulator activity. NCBI's taxonomy places the organism in Eukaryota, Fungi, Ascomycota, Sordariomycetes, Hypocreales, Nectriaceae. The transcript has 2 exons. Bases 117 to 1058 code for a protein of 313 amino acids. The record is from RefSeq and is a predicted model, not a curated record. Gene Ontology annotation, cellular component: mitochondrial nucleoid; acetolactate synthase complex.